AUGUAUCCCUUGGUUCUUGUUGACCCCUGCGGCGCCUUGGGAGUCGCGCCCCCGAACGCUGGGCCAAUCGACCCCACGCCCGCUGACUUGUUGUUUUACCGACACUUCCCGAUUGAAGGCCUUGUCCCACUUCUUCAAGAUGAGACCCACCUCCUGAGUUCGCAAGCGGGUCAAGUCCAGGAGAAACCACACCAUUCAGACCAACGACAAUACCUGGGACUUGAUAUUCACUACCAGCAAGCUCUGGUGAAUGGUGAGCAACUGGAACAAGACCCGCCCUAUUCACAAUAUGUGGGUCAGCAAACUGUUGGCCAGGAGAAAAGGCUGCGCUUGUCACCACUUCCUGACGAUCAACAACCACCGCUUCCCGACGAUCAACAGCCAGUUCCCAAAGAUCAAAACGCACCUCACACAGCAAAGAACCAAGAAACGGUAACCAUGGCCAACAACAAAGCCAAAGUCACUUGUGAAGGGUGUGGCAAGGCCCUUGGGGCUAGGAGCAUGUACAAUCAUAAGAAAAUCUGCCGCAAGCUCAACUCCGAGGACGAGCUCGACCUGCCCAAGUGCACUCUCCCAGUUCUCGGCGGCGACCCGGAAAAGAUCUGCAACACCCUGCACCGCAGCAAGACAGCCCUCCGCGAUCACCAGCAAACAAGGCAUCACUAUUUUGCCCCCGGCGAGGCCAGCUAUGACAAGCGCAUCAGCAUCGAUUCCAGCUACCUGACAAGACUCUCCAAGACUGUCUUGAUGACUCGGGUGCGCUUGGAGGGCGAGCAGCUGCGCGAGCAUGUGGACGAGCUCACGAACGACAAGGUCAUUGAGAACAUUGACAAAUGGGUUAGAGCUGGGAUGGAACUUACCAAGGAGGAGUUGGCCGAGCGGUUGAUUUUGAUUCGGGACGAAAGAAGAGCUCUUGAUCUGGAAAUUCUCACUUAA
Molecule: messenger RNA, 936 nt
Organism: Podospora anserina S mat+
Lineage: Eukaryota; Fungi; Ascomycota; Sordariomycetes; Sordariales; Podosporaceae
Exons: 2
Coding region: 1-936 (311 amino acids)
Source: RefSeq, a predicted model, not a curated record